Mauremys reevesii (Reeves's turtle) is the source of this 5132-nucleotide messenger RNA. RefSeq names its product integrin subunit alpha 6 (gene ITGA6). The transcript has 25 exons. The record is from RefSeq and is a predicted model, not a curated record. Gene Ontology annotation, molecular function: integrin binding. Bases 38 to 3337 code for a protein of 1099 amino acids. Gene Ontology annotation, cellular component: integrin complex; external side of plasma membrane. NCBI's taxonomy places the organism in Eukaryota, Metazoa, Chordata, Testudines, Geoemydidae. Gene Ontology annotation, biological process: cell-cell adhesion; cell adhesion mediated by integrin; integrin-mediated signaling pathway.
AAGCAGCAGGUUCCCGCUCGGUCCCAGGCCGGAGCAGAUGGCCCCCGGGCAGACGCUCCUCUACCUGUCCCUCUUCCCCUGGCUCGCCGCCGCCUUCAACCUGGACACGGACAAUGUGAUCCUGCGGAAAGGGGAGCGGGGGAGUCUGUUCGGCUUCUCCCUGGCCAUGCACUGGCAGCUGCAGCCGGAGGACAAGAGACUAUUGCUGGUUGGAGCACCUCGGGAGAGAGCCUUUCCAUCCCAGCAAGCCAACAGAACUGGAGGGUUGUAUAGCUGUGACAUUACAUCCCCAGAGACGCAUUGCACACGUGUCCUCUUUGAUGAUAACGCUGAUCCAGCAACAGAGAGUAAAGAAGACCAGUGGAUGGGUGUAACUGUCCAAAGUCAGGGGCCAGGAGGAAAAGUGGUGACAUGUGCACAUCGCUAUGAGAAAAGGCAAUAUGUAAACACAGUUCAGGAAUCUCGUGAUAUCAUUGGAAGGUGCUACCUGCUGAGUCAGGAUCUCACUAUUAAGGAUCCUAAGGAUGAUGAGUCUGCUAUGGAUGGUGGAGAAUGGAGUUUUUGUGAUGGCCGACUGAGGGGCCAUGAGAAAUUUGGUUCAUGUCAGCAAGGUGUAGCUGCUACUUUUACUAGAGACUAUCAUUAUGUUGUAUUUGGUGCACCAGGAACUUAUAACUGGAAAGGGGUGGUUCGUGCAGAGCAAAAGAAUCAAACGUUUUAUGCUUUGGAUAUCUUUGAUGAUGGGCCUUAUGAAGUUGGUAGUGAGAGUCGCCGAGCUGAGAAUCUAGUUCCUGUUCCAGCUAACAGUUAUUUAGGUUUCUCUUUGGAUACUGGUAAAGGUAUCGUUUCCCAAGAAGAGACAACUUUUGUAUCAGGUGCACCAAGAGCCAACCACAGUGGAGCUGUAGUUCUGCUGAAAAAAGAUACCCAAAUUCCGAGAGCACUCUCGCUUGUGCAUAUAUUUGAAGGAGAAGGGCUGGCCUCUUCUUUUGGCUAUGAUGUUGCAGUUGUGGACCUCAACAAUGAUGGUUGGCAAGAUAUUGUUGUUGGAGCCCCACAGUAUUUUGACCGAGAUGGAGAAAUUGGGGGUGCUGUGUACAUCUACAUUAACCAACAAGGCAAAUGGGAAGGGGUAAAGCCAAUUCGCCUCAAUGGAAUCCCUGAUUCUAUGUUUGGUAUCGCAGUUGAAAAUAUUGGUGAUAUUAAUCAAGAUGGAUUCUCAGAUAUUGCAGUGGGGGCACCUUAUGAUGAUUUUGGCAAGGUGUUCAUAUAUCAUGGAUCGAAGAAUGGAAUAAAUACAAAGCCAGCACAGAUUCUUGAUGGCAAAAAAUCCAGUGUUCAAUAUUUUGGUUAUUCUAUUACUGGAAAUAUGGAUCUUGAUAGAAACUCCUACCCCGAUAUUGCUGUUGGGUCACUUUCAGAUUCUGUCUCUGUUUACAGAUCCCGGCCUGUUAUAAGCAUUAAGAAAACCAUCAGGAUAUCUCCUGACAAAAUUGACCUGAACAGACAGACCUGUUCGGAACCCAGUGGAAUCUGCAUGGAUGUUGAAGCAUGUUUUGAAUAUAUUGCUAACCCCAAGGACUUCAAUCCAAAAAUAAAACUUAACUAUACUUUUGAAGCAGAAAAUGACAGGAGGCGGUUAGGCCUGCCAUCUCGAGUUCAGUUUUCUAAGCAUCUGUCUGAUCAGUUGAUUGGAAGUAUAACUCUAGGAGGACAGAAUAGAAAAGAAUGUGUGACAACCUCUCUUGUGAUGCAGGAAAAUAUCAAAGAUAAACUACGUCCCAUUCCUGUAUCGGUUGGCGUUAAAAUCAGCGGCUCAGAAUCCAGUUUACCAUCAAAGAGAAGACAAGGAAGAUCACUUCCAGAUCUUGUUCCAAUUCUAAAUUCAAACGAACCAGAAACAGUGAACUCAGAAGUGCAGUUCUUAAAAGAAGGCUGUGGAGAGGAUAACAUAUGUAAUAGCAACCUAAAACUUCAAUACAGAUUCUGUACCAGAGAAGGAAAUGAAGGCAGAUUUGUUUAUUUACCAAUUGAGAACAAUGUUCCAGUGCUUGUCCUCAAAGAUCAGAAGGAUAUUGCGCUAGAAAUAACUGUGACAAAUAAUCCAUCAGAUGCAAAAAAUCUCCAAAAAGAUGGUGAAGAUGCCCAUGAAGCUAAACUAGUUGCAACUUUUCCAGAUAGCUUGACCUACUCUUCUUUCAGAGAGCUGAAGGCUUAUCCUGAAAAACAAUUAACUUGUGGUGCCAAUCAAAACGGUUCUCAAGCAGAGUGUGAACUUGGAAAUCCCUUCAAGAGAAAUUCCAAUGUAACCUUUUAUCUGAUUUUAAGUACAACUAAAGUUAACAUUGACACAACUGAUUUGGAUGUUCAUCUGAAAUUGGAAACAACAAGCAAUCAAGUUAAUUUGGCUCCAAUUACUGCUACUGCUAAAGUGGUUAUUGAAUUGCUUUUGUCACUCACUGGAGUUGCUAAGCCUUCCCAGGUGUACUUUGGAGGUAACGUAAUCGGUGAGAGUGCUAUGGAAUCUGAAGAUGAUGUUGGAAACGUAAUAGAAUAUGAAUUCAGAAUAACUAACUUGGGUAGACCACUUAAAACAUUUGGCACAGCUUCCUUGGACAUCCAGUGGCCAAAAGAAAUCAGCAAUGGCAAAUGGCUGCUUUAUUUGAUGAAAGUAGAUUCCAAAGAAUUGGAGAAAAUCCCUUGUGAACCUCGAAAUGAAAUAAACUCUUUGCGACUUAAGGAGUCCCAUAGGUCAAGAAGGAAACGUGAAGUUGCAGAGAAGCAGACUAAUAAUGGCAAAAAAAUGUCUUUAUUUUCAGAAAGAAAAUAUAAGACCCUGGACUGUAAUGUGAAUGCACGCUGUGUGAAUAUAAAAUGUCCCUUGCAAGGCUUGGACAGAAUGGCAUUGGUUGUACUGCGUUCAAGGUUGUGGAAUAGUACCUUCCUAGAGGAAUAUUCUGCGCUGAACUAUCUAGAUAUCCUCGUUAGGGCUAAAAUCAGUGUUCCUGCUGCAGCUGAAAACAUUAAGCUCACAAAUGAAGUUGCUCAAGUGCGACUUACUGUUUUUCCUGCAAAGACAGUAGCACUUCAUACAGGAGUGCCUUGGUGGAUCAUCUUGGUGGCUAUCCUUGCUGGAAUACUGAUGCUCGCACUGUUGGUGUUUUUACUAUGGAAGUGUGGAUUCUUCCAGCGCUCCAGGUACGAUGACAGUGUCCCCCGAUACCAUGCUGUAAGAAUUCGGAAAGAGGAGCGACAGAUCAAAGAUGGGAAACAUAAAGAGAAUCUUGAGAAAAAACAAUGGAUUACAAAAUGGAAUGAAAAUGAAAGUUACUCAUAGGGAAAAAUUUCCCCCUCAACUCCAAAUUCAGAUUUUAAUAUUUCUUCAUUAAUGGAAUACUGAUGGACUCAGACCUACAUACAAUAUGGACCUAUAUUUUUGAAUGUAGAUAUUUUUACUUAUAUUGAAGCUUUUGUUUUGCACAGCUAAAUUUAAGAUUGCUUGACUGAUUUUAUCUGCAUUAUUUAAACUUCCAGAUAGAGACAAGAAGCAAAAUUGGUGCAUUGAACUGAGCAUUCUAUGAAAUAUGCACAUUAGUUUAUAAUGUCACAAAAGGUCCUUUUCUGCAUUCCUGAAGUCAAUGGAUUUGCAAGGAAUGCAGGAUCUGGUCCCAAAUAUAUUCUCCAAUCACAAUAUGCAAUCUAUUAACACACUGUAGCCUUGACACACUUUAUUCAAAUAGAAUUUGGGGAAUCUGUGAAUGUGCUAUUCUUGUCAUAAGACUCUGCAGCUAUGAGGGCUUAACCUAAAGUGUCUUAAAUUAAAUGUGCAAUAGGUCAUGUUGUUAUGUUUCUCACACCAAAUAUACACAGGUUUUUUUAAAAAAAGCUUGAGGAUUAGUUGUAUGUUUUUGUAUAUAUUUUAUUUCUUGUAUUUAUUUUUUAUCAGCAACCAUUUGUCUUUGACUAAUUAGGCCAAAGACUUUAAGUGAACUUUAAAAUUGGUAUGGAUGUUCUUAAAUAGGAUAUGAAAGUCCAGUUAGACGUGAAGCUUUCACUGCAUUUAAAGAGUGCCAGUGCUUUUUUUAAAAUGUAAAAUUUCAAUCACUGGCACAUCCUUGAAAUAGAAACAUUCAUGCCAGUAGUUUGUGGGGGCAUUUUUUCUUAUUUCUGUUUAUGCAGCAGGAUUUAGUAAAGAUGUGGACAAAUUGGUGAGAGUCCAGAGGAGAGCAACAAAAAUGAUAAAAUGUUUAGAAAACCUGACUUAUGAGCAACAGGUGUAUAUAAACAAAAACUGGGCAUGUAUUUAGUUUUGAGAAAAGACGAUUGAGGGGGGAAGGGAGAACCUAAUAAUAAGUCUUCAGAUGUUAAAAGCUGUUGUAAAGAGAACGAUGAUUAAUUGUUCUUUGUCCUCUGAAGGCAGGACAAGGAACAAUGGGCUUAAUCACAGCAAGGAAGAGUGAGGUUAGAUAUUAGGAAAGAAAAACAAAACAAAACACACUUUCUAAUUAUAAGGAUAGUUAAGCUCUGGAAUAAGCUUCCAAGUGAGGCUAUGGAAUCCCCUCAGUGGGGGAUUUUAAGAACACCUGUAAGGCCUGGUCUAGGUUUUACUUGGUCUGGGAUUGACUUUGAGGCCCCUUGCAGCCCUUCAUUUCUAUGACUAAUUAUGUUCCUGUAACAUAAUGUGUGUGUUGCUUGAGACUAUUUCAAUUUUAUUUUGUACAUCCAAAAUGUAUAGGUUUUUCUAUCUAAUUUUUAUACUUAAUACAAAAAGUGAAAGGUGCUUCUGGAAACAAUUUUCCAGCUCUGUAUGGAUUUCAUGUUUAGAAAAAGGUGUGUCUACUACUGAAAAUGUUAUAUAGCACUUGAAAGAAAACAAGCUCCUAUCUGUCCUUAAGAAUAGAUCUGCGCUGAUCCCUUUUGAGACUACUGAGUGAUGUCCUAAAUAUAGCUAAAUGUUAAUUGUAAGAAUAGUGCCACAAUGUUGUGCAGCUCAGUAACCUAAUUGUUGUAACAUAAGAGCUAUUUAAAGAGUUUAUUGGGUCUUUUAAUCUACAUUCUAAAAUGUUGGUACUAUUUAAAUAAGAAUUAAGAUUUCUUAUUCCAUAUACAAAAUGCAUAAUUGUUUUGCAUAG